This is a messenger RNA of Aspergillus nomiae NRRL 13137, 3612 nucleotides long. RefSeq lists its product as uncharacterized. Gene Ontology annotation, molecular function: heme binding; ammonia-lyase activity; iron ion binding. The transcript is spliced from 7 exons. Bases 1 to 3612 code for a protein of 1203 amino acids. The record is from RefSeq and is a predicted model, not a curated record. Gene Ontology annotation, cellular component: cytoplasm. Gene Ontology annotation, biological process: L-phenylalanine catabolic process. Lineage: Eukaryota; Fungi; Ascomycota; Eurotiomycetes; Eurotiales; Aspergillaceae.
AUGACGGCAGAAACGGGUUUUAUCCCCACCGGGUUCCCUUUUGCGUUAGAGAGGACUCAUUCGUGGGUAUGGGCUGUUGGUGCUGGGGCAGUGGUGAUAUUCGUGCUCUAUCUUACACAGCGCAUUGCUCAUGGAAGACUCGCCCAAGCUCAUGGAUGUCAAGCACCCGCACGGUAUGCCCACCGGGACCCUUUUCUCGGAUUGGACUCCUUGCGGGACUCUAUGCAGGCGAGGAAAUCCGAUAAAUAUUUUCGAAGAGAGCAGCAACUGCACCGAGUAUAUGGCAACACAUUCAUGUCGCUGCUAUUAGGCAGCUGGAUGGUGAAUACAAUUGAGCCAAAGAACCUUGAAGUUCUCUUUUCUACUAAAUUUACCGAUUACGAGGUUGGAUUCCGACGUCGGAAUGCGUUUGCUCCCUUGUUUGGCAAGAGCAUCUUUCAGAGCGAUGGAGCGCGUUGGCAAACAUUACGAUCACAGCUACAAUUAUGCUUCUCGCGGGUACAAACCUCUCAGUUGGAUCUCCUGGAGCGUCACUGUCAGCGUCUCCUGACAGCCCUUCCUCCCGACAACCAAAACUUCGAUUUGGCCCUUUUCCUCCAUCGCUUUGCUGCCGAUGUUUCAACAGACUUCCUUUUUGGAGAAUCAAUCAAUUCUCUCGAGAACCCCCGGAACCUGGACAGCGGAGCCUUGAAGGCUUUUGCCGACACCCAUAGCACCUGCGAGCUUCGAUGGCUACUGGGAUCCAUGUCAUGGAUCUGGCCUCAGCGUACAUUCAUGAAAAAUGUUCGCUUGACCCACCGCUUCAUCCAACGAUACGUUGAUGCGGCGUUGCAACGGGAAGUCGCGCCACCAGCAAAAGUUUCAGAUCAACCAAACGAGCAGCGGAUUCUGUUCAUCGACCAACUUCGACAACGAACGCAGGAUCCCACGGCACUUCGGGACGAGCUGACAACAUUAUAUUUUGCAGGGACGGAUGCCCCUGCCGCUUUGCUUAUCAACCUGUUCUUUGUGUUCUCCAAAAGACCGGAUGUGUGGAAUCGUGUACGCUCCGAGGUCCAGUCUCUGGCAGGGAAACUCCCCGACCUUCAGCAGCUCAAGGGCCUCCGAUACGUGCAGGACUGCAUCCGCGAAUGUCUUCGCCUUUAUCCGCCUCAGCCCUCCAAUUCGCGUGUUGCCGUACGAGACACCAUUCUUCCCGUUGGCGGUGGUCCAGAUGGAAGUUCGCCUGUCCUAGUGCCGAAGGGUAUGAUGGUUCACCUUUCAGUGUAUGCGCUUCACCAUCGGAAGGACCUCUGGGGUGAGGACGCGGAUGAGUUCCACCCGGAACGAUGGUCCUAUGAAAAGCAAACAUGGAAAUAUAUCCCGUUCCUCGGCGGUCCCCGAAAUUGCGUAGGGAUGGACUUUGGUCUAAAUGAAGUUGCGUACGCCGUGGUACGAAUGGCGCAAAACUUCAAGACCAUCGCCAGUGUCGAUCCAGACGAAUGGGUGGAGGGGUCCAGCAUCGCGCUGGAGUCGAAAAACGGCCAAUGGAGUCUGUUGAAUGAAUUGUUGCGCGGUGCCGCCGGGGAUUUGGUCCUCAAUGGUAGCGGACUAGAUAUUCCUCAUGUGGUUUACAUUGCCAGAUAUGCAGGCAAUGUGAGCAUAAACCCUGCUUCCUACGAAUCAAUUAACCAGAGCCAUGCUGCCAUUGCCAAGAGCCUUUCCCAAGGGAACGUCAUCUACGGAGUGAACACUGGGUUCGGAGGCUCAGCAGAUAUACGCGCAAACGACGUCCUAGCACUGCAGCGCGUCUUAACCCGCGAACUAAGCUAUGGCCUAUUACCCCCAGGGGCGCGUGAUCCUCGCCCUUCAUCUGAUCCCCAGAAGUCCGCAUAUCAGGCGUUCGAUCUGAGUCUCGAACAUGCAGCCGAGUCUCAGCACCUGCCGCUUCCUUGGGUGCGGGCUGCAGUCUUACUGCGUCUAAACUCGCUGGUCAAAGGCCACUCGGGUGUCCGGCCCGUCAUCGUAGAUCGCUUACGGGAUCUUCUUUCGAAGAAUAUCAUCCCCAUGGUUCCGAUGCGGGGGAGUAUCUCUGCGUCGGGAGAUUUGAGUCCUAUCGCGUAUAUUAGCGGUGUACUUCAGGGCAAGCCAACUAUUCGAGUCUUCCGUCCAGGCAAUGGACGCGAUGUAUACGCCGACGAGGCUCUUGCGGAGGCCGGUGUGGAACCGAUAUCCCUGACAGCCAAAGAGGGUCUCGCGAUCGUCAAUGGAACGGCCAUGUCGGCGGCGUGCGCCACGCUCGUGCUACACGACACACACCAGCUGGCCAUGUUGGGACAAAUCCUGACGGCGAUGACGGUGGAAGCACUGCUAGGCUCGCCAGAGAGCUUCGACCCCUUCUUCGCGGACGUGCGUCCGCACCCAGGACAGAUCGAGAGCUCACGCAACAUCCGGGUGUUCCUACGUGGGUCUCGACUCGCGCAGCAGAAAGACGGCAAGGAUGGGUCGCUCCGCCAGGAUCGAUAUUCAAUCCGCACCGCGGCGCAGUGGAUCGGGCCCGUGCUCGAAGAUCUGCUACUAGCUCACCAGCAAAUGAGCAUCGAGUGCAACUCGGCCACCGAUAACCCGCUUGUCAACGGCGACGGACAGUUCCUGCAUGGCGGCAACUUCCAGGCCAAGGCCGUCACCUCGUCCAUGGAGAAGAGUCGUCAGGCUGUACAGGCUAUUGGCCGCAUGCUCUUCACCCAGUGUCAGGAGAUGAUCAACCCCGCCACCAGCUGGGGUCUGCCGCCGAACCUGGUUGCAGAUGAACCCAGCCAGUCCGGUAUCUUCAAGGCCAUCGACAUUUACAUCUCGGCCUUGACCUCCGAGCUUGGGUUCCUGGCGGGCCCCGUUAACCAUGUCUACAAUGCUGAGCUGGGCAACCAGUCGUUGAACUCGCUGGCUCUGAUCUCCGGUCGGUACACUGCGACGGCCGUGGGUGUGCUUACAGAGCUCGUCGCAGCGCAUCUGCUUUCCGCGUGUCAGGCGCUGGAUCUCCGUGCCAUGCAGUUGCAAUUCUUAGACGGAGUCAAGCCUGAGUUCUUCACCCGCACUGCCUCAAUGGCGGAAAAGCAAGGUCUGAACGCCACAGACGCUGGCAAGAACCUCCCAAGCACGCUAUGGGCCCAUCUCCAGAAAGGAUUAGAACAGACCGUCUCAAUGGACAGUGUAGAUCGGUUCCCUCACAUAGCCAAGACUAUGCGCGUCCCUAUUCUAGAUUGUGUGCCGUCUCAAAGUGUCAACCUUGGAGAUAUGCAGUCGUUCAUUGACCAGCUCGGCCCCUGGCUCCACGAAGCAUGGUGCACCAACCGGGACGCCUACCUGGUCCAUGGCGAUGCCAGUCCCAUGCUAGGAGACGGCUCGAAGAAAAUGUAUCUCUUCGUACGGACGACUCUCGGAGUGCCGAUGUUGUGUACGAGGAGGAUUUUGACGCCCACUGCGGAGGCGAUGGCUACCGGACAGGUGGAGGAGGCGCCCACGGUGGGCGGAUAUACAAGUCUCAUUUAUCGGGCCAUUCAGCGAGGUGAAUUCUUGCCGGUUAUCCAGGAGCUGCUGGAGGAGUGUUUGACGAAGGAGGAGCUGGAGUGGUAG